Molecule: messenger RNA, 411 nt
Organism: Salvia hispanica
Lineage: Eukaryota; Viridiplantae; Streptophyta; Magnoliopsida; Lamiales; Lamiaceae
Source: RefSeq, a predicted model, not a curated record
AUGUCGAAACGCACCUCACUCGUCGCUCACAGAGCGUGGGAGCUCCUGCGCGCGCUGCUGUGCACCAGAAGAGGCGAAUUGUGCACCGCGAUCACGCGCAGCGCGUUCCACAAAUUAUUCAAAAAAAUCGCGGGCAGAGAUUCGCGCGCGGCGCUUCUCUACGGCGAUCACGAGAUCUCGUUCCAGAGGACGCCGGUGGUGCACGUGAGGAUGCACCGCGCGCCGGCUGCUCUGCGGCUCAAGCUGCCGCACAUUCCGUGCGUCACGCCGCAGGUGGAUCGCGAUUGGGAGGAUGAGGUGUGGUGCAAGGAGGCGGAGAUGAGUGAUGAGGGGAUUGAUGAGAGGGCGGAGGAGUUCAUCACCAACUUCUAUGAGGAAAUGAAGCAGCAGAGACAGAUUUCAUAUAUAUGA